UGUUUUACUUAUUUUUCAUUAGACCAUCCGGAAAUUCCAAGUAGAAUGGGAACAAUUAAUAAUGUGAAAAAAUUUGAUGCUGAAUUCUUCGGUUUUUCUUUCGAGCAAGCACAUACACUCACUCCCGAAAUAAGAUUGUUACUGGAACAUUCUUAUGAAGCAAUUAUCGAUGCAGGAAUCAAUCCAAAGCAAUUACGAGGAAAAGAUACUGCUGUAAUUGUGGCGUCAUCUUAUGUUGAAUUGCAAAAUAUAUUUUUAUAUAAAACUACUCAGUUAAAAGGUCACAAUCUUAUUGGAUGUAACAAAUCUGCACUCGCAAACAUGAUUUCAUACCAUUUUGAUCUAAAAGGACCAUCAUAUGUUGUCGAUACAGCAUGCAGUUCUAGCCUUUAUGCCUUGGCCGCUGGUUAUGAUUGUAUCAUGUCGGGCAUAUGCGAAGACGCAAUAAUUGGAACAGCAAAUAUAUGUUUUACUGCCGUUGUAAACCUACAAUUUUCUCGGCUUGGUAUUUUUUAAAAGUUUAAAAUAAUUUAAUUUUAAAAUAAUAAAUUUCUUAAU
Molecule: messenger RNA, 558 nt
Organism: Wasmannia auropunctata (little fire ant)
Lineage: Eukaryota; Metazoa; Arthropoda; Insecta; Hymenoptera; Formicidae
Product: fatty acid synthase-like
Exons: 2
Coding region: 46-516 (156 amino acids)
Biological process (GO): fatty acid biosynthetic process
Molecular function (GO): fatty acid synthase activity; 3-oxoacyl-[acyl-carrier-protein] synthase activity
Source: RefSeq, a predicted model, not a curated record